Messenger RNA from Podarcis raffonei (Aeolian wall lizard), 2124 nucleotides. RefSeq names its product G protein signaling modulator 1 (gene GPSM1). Bases 86 to 2059 code for a protein of 657 amino acids. Lineage: Eukaryota; Metazoa; Chordata; Lepidosauria; Squamata; Lacertidae. The record is from RefSeq and is a predicted model, not a curated record. The transcript is spliced from 14 exons. Gene Ontology annotation, molecular function: protein binding; GTPase regulator activity.
ACCACUGCCUCCGACGGCAGUGAGUUCCACAGUUUAACUAUGCAUUGUGUGAACAAGAACUUCCUUUUGUCUAUCCUGAAUCUGAAUGAUGACCUUCUGCAGUUUCCCUUCUGGGCCACACAUGGCUUGCAAGAUGGAAGCCUCUUGCCUGGAGGUGGCCCUGGAAGGAGAGCGUUUGUGCAAAGCCGGGGAUUUCAAAGCUGGGGUGGCCUUCUUUGAAGCAGCUGUUCAGGUGGGAACAGAGGACCUGAAGACACUCAGUGCCAUCUAUAGCCAGCUGGGCAACGCCUACUUCUACCUGAAGGAGUAUUCCAAGGCUCUGGAAUACCACAAACAUGAUCUCACCCUAGCUAGGACCACUGGGGACCGCAUCGGAGAAGCCAAAGCCAGUGGCAACCUGGGAAAUACGCUAAAGAUCCUCGGGCAGUUUGAUGAGGCCCUGGUCUGUUGCCAGAGGCACCUGGACAUCUCCCAGGAGCUGGGAGACAAGGUUGGAGAGGCAAGGGCGUUGUACAACAUUGGGAACGUCUACCACGCUAAAGGGAAGCAGCUGUCUUGGAGCUUGCCCCAGGAGCCUAACCACUUGCCCGAGGAAGUCCAAGAGAGUUUGGAGAAGGCAUCCGAAUUUUAUGAGAAGAACCUCUCUCUUGUGAAGGAGCUGGGGGACAGAGCUGCCCAAGGCCGGGCAUAUGGCAACCUAGGCAACAGCCACUACUUGCUGGGCAACUUCAGCAAAGCCAUCAUCUUCCACAAACAGCGCCUGGCCAUCGCCAAGGAGUUUGGCGACAAAGCGGCAGAAAGGAGAGCCCACAGCAAUUUGGGGAAUGCCCACAUCUUCUUGGGGAGGUUCGACAUCGCUGCAGAGUACUACAAGAAGACACUGCAGCUCUCCAGGCAGCUGAAGGACCAAGCAGUGGAGGCUCAAUCCUGCUACAGCCUGGGGAACACCUACACCCUCCUGCAGGACUACGAGAAGGCCAUCGAUUAUCACCUGAAACACCUGGCCAUCGCCCAGGAACUGGGAGACAGAGUGGGAGAAGGAAGAGCUUGCUGGAGCCUGGAAAAUGCCUACAUCUCUCUCGGAAACCGUGAACAAGCCUUAUACUUUGCAGAGAAACACCUUGAAAUCUCCCAAGAAGUCGGAGAUCAGGGUGGGGAGGCCACGGCCUGCUUGAAUGUGGCAAAGCUGAGGGCAGUCCUGGGCUUGAAGCAGAACGGAGAGGAUUUGGAGACCCCCGUGGCAGGAACCGGUUACGAAGAGCAGGGGGCAAGGCCCAAGAGGAUCCAGAGGAACCGCAUGAGCAGCCUUGAGCUCCUGAGAUUCUCAUCAGAAAAGGACCAGAACGGAGACGUAGAGAUCCCUGGGAAAGAAUUCAUGUCGCUGCCAGUCAGAUCCAAGAAACACAGGGGAAGCCAGUCCAUCCCAGACAGGAAGAUUCCACCACCCAGUGAAUCCCCGCUGGAAACCAGUGACGUACGGGUUCAGCUGUCCCAACUGAAAAUCAAGCGGGCGCCUUCGGACGAGGAGUGCUUCUUUGAGCUGCUGAGCAAAUUCCAGAGCAACCGGAUGGAUGACCAACGCUGUCCCUUGGAGGAAGGCCAGAAGGAGGCUGAAGAAGCUACAGUGGCCACCCUGGUGCCUGCCCUGGAGGAGAGGACCUCCCAGUCCUCAAUGGCCUCCCCACAGACUGAGGAGCUCUUCGACCUCAUCGCCAGCUCCCAGAGCCGGCGGCUGGACGACCAGCGGGCCAGCGUGGGUAGCCUGCCAGGCCUGCGCAUUACCCCCAACAACCUCAGCCACCUCCGCAGGGAAGGCGGCACACAGCAGGAGCCAGGCGACGAGUUCUUCAACAUGCUCAUGAAGUGCCAGUCCUCUCGCAUCGAUGACCAGCGCUGCGCAGCCCCCGAUGCCACCCCACGUGGUCCCACUGUGCCAGAUGAAGAUUUCUUCAGCCUCAUUCAGAGGGCCCAGGCCAAGCGCAUUGACGAGCAGAGGGUGGACCUGGCCUUGGGUGAAGAGGAAGCCGAAGAAGAUGAAGCACAGCCCAGUCCCAGCUAAGACCGGUCCCCUGUGCAGGGUCUGGACUGAGCCCUAGUGCUGUGAGGACGCAGGCGCUGGGGGGG